Molecule: messenger RNA, 1184 nt
Organism: Poecilia reticulata (guppy)
Lineage: Eukaryota; Metazoa; Chordata; Actinopteri; Cyprinodontiformes; Poeciliidae
Source: RefSeq, a predicted model, not a curated record
GGAUAGGAGAGCAUGUUUUAAUGUACCAGACAGACCGGGCGGGCGGGGUUUAAUGGUGCGCAGAAAUACAUGUAUCAGACAUAACAUUAUGACCACUGACAGGUACAGUGACUGACGACCCUUCAUCAUGGCUGCUUUGAAUCUCCUCCUCGGUGCAGCCAGGUUCUCCAGAGUCCUGCUAAUCACCUCGUUAUGUGACUCAGCGUCGCCAUGACCUCCAGUGCCGCUCUGCUCGCCUGGUCCAGAUUCGGGUUCUGUGCGUCCAGAACCGCCUUCUCCUCAUGCAGAGUCCUGGUCCGACCCGCCUGCAUCCGCUCUUGGUCCAGCGGCGUUAAGGUGCGCUCCUACCUGCAGUACGUGAAGCGGAAGCUCCGCCCCCCUCCAUCUCCCCCCUACAGCCACGUGUGCCAGGUGGGCGACCCGGUCCUGCGCUGCCGGGCCGCCGCCGUGGACCCGGCGGCCAUAGCGGGCCCGGAGAUCCAGCGGGUUCUGGUAACCAUGGUGACGGUGAUGAGGAGGCUGCAGUGCGUGGGUUUGAGCGCGCCGCAGGUGGGCGUGCCGCUCCGCAUCCUGAUGCUGGAGUAUCCCUGGAACCUGUUCGAGGCGGUUCCGCCCGCGGCCCGGCGGGCCCUUGGCCUCUCCAUCCAGCCGCUCCGAAUCUUCCUGAACCCGGAGCUCCGGGUUCUGGACGGCAGCACGGUUCUUUCUCAGGAGGCCUGCGAGAGCAUCUCGGGCUUCUCUGCCACCGUGCCGCGGUUCCGGUCCGUGGAAGUGUCAGCCCUGAAUGAGAAAGGUCAAGAGGUCACCUGGCAGGCGAGCGGCUGGCCGGCCCGGAUCCUGCAGCACGAGAUGGACCACCUGGACGGAGUUCUGUUCCUGGACCGCAUGGACUCCAGAACCUUCAUCAACAUCAACUGGCAGGAGCACAACGAGUAGCGCCGCGUGGCGCAGAGCUGGACCUGGUUCUGGUCCAGCUGGUACCAGAACGUUUCAGAACCAGAACUGAGAGCAGAUACUGAGCAGAGGUCCAGAUUCUGGAAUAUAAAACCCCCUGAUGGGCCCGAGGUUCUGUUGCCUUUCUUUGACAAACUGGACGUUUUUCAUCAACAGGAACCAGAACCAUCAGAACCGACUGUGUGGAUCUUUUCCCGUGACAGAAAUAAAGGAACGUUUCUGAGUUCUAA